Messenger RNA from Poeciliopsis prolifica (blackstripe livebearer), 1548 nucleotides. RefSeq lists its product as uncharacterized. The record is from RefSeq and is a predicted model, not a curated record. Lineage: Eukaryota; Metazoa; Chordata; Actinopteri; Cyprinodontiformes; Poeciliidae. Bases 218 to 883 code for a protein of 221 amino acids. The transcript is spliced from 7 exons.
AUGGGGAUCAGGUUUUUAUAGGCUUUGGUUUGAUCAACACAGUGCAAUGUGAAAGAGAACUGUAGCAAUUUUGGUCCCAAAUUAAACCAAGUCUAUCGGAUGUCAGGUGUGGAAACACAGGACUAGAGAGAGCAUUUUUACUGGGGAUUGUUUCACCCACAGGACUGUAUAGAGAACUAGAACAUGGACAUGAAAACGCUCCAAAGCUGUGGCAUUGAUGACUGCACUGCAGGAGUUUAUUAAGGCAGGAUCACAGGAUCACGCAGAAAGCGACAUUCAAAACGGUACGGGUCUUUACAGGGCGGGAAGGAGAUAUCAGCAUCAACAAACUGAGGACAUGUCUGUAGUAAAAUAUGCAGCUCUGGGAACAAAAUUCUUUGUCGUCUUGUCUGGAAAAACAAACGGAGCUCAUCAGCCCAUAGUUAAAAAGCUGAAAGAUAUCGGCCAAACUGAGGCGGACUCAUUUGAACAAUGUGACUACCUCCUGGUUUUCUGUCCAAUCGCAUCCCGUGUUGGAACCGACAUCAACGAGACCCUCAGCAAAAUAUCAGACGUUAAAAAAGCCAUUCUGGUGGUGAUGCAUCACACCUUCAACCCCAGCCUCAUUGUAGCGGACAGCAGCAGGCAGGUGCAGAAGCCCAACGUCCUCCUGACUGUGGACUGUCUGUUUUAUGAGGGAAAACUUCUCAAAUGCAACCGCAACAACAACUCCAUGACCGACAUUGAAAGGGUUGUUGAGACGCCCAUUUCUUGGAUAACUGUUAAGAACGCUGGCUGGAAAAACAUCCUUAAUAGAUUAAAGAUUCCUCUCCUCAGCUGUUCAGUUACUUUCGUCGUUUUAUUGCCAGUAAUCAUUUGGAGAAUUUCUGCUACUUUACCUUAAGAAGACAUUCAGUUAAACUGGCUGGAAAAAAACAAAGCAAAUCCAUCAAGUCUUUGAAAAAUCAGCUUCGUGUUGUUUUGUAAAAGUUUGUCUUGUUCACACUGACACCUAAAAAACAACAUAACAUGAAUAUCAGUUCUGUUUUGCAAAAUUUAUUCAUUUUUUGUUGAUUUGCAACCAAAAAAUAUCAGGUAAGGUUCAGCUUACCUGAUAAAAACAGUAACAAGAUGUUACUGUUUUUUAGGAUUUUCCAAAUUUUGAAUUUAUUUACUAUUUAUUUUUCUAAUAUAUUUCACAUAUAUAAACAUCAGUUUCUGACUAACAUAUUUACACUGUCCAGAUUCACUAGUACAGUGUGAAGCCAACAAAUUUAAGUUCCCUUGAAUCUGUGUUUGGGCAAAACCAAAAUGUUGACCUGCUUCCAGGGACAUGGAGAAGGUAGAGCUGACUGUAACAAAUAGGAUGGAGCAGAGAGUUUAAUCUGCACGACUAAGAAAAGAAGAUAUCUGGAUUAUUGCCUUGAGACACUGCAGGAAAAGAAACGUGGAGCUAAAAGCUGCUAAAGAAAACUGACGGUUGAAUCUCUGAUUGUGGAGAAUGAAAGACAAUGGAUGUAGUGACAGACGUAUGAGGAUGACGUCUUUUGCACCAAAUGUUUUGAAUCA